AUGGCAGCUGCUCAACCUGAUGAAGUUCCGUCACUUGUCGUCGUAAAUGGUAUUGCAUCAACUUCACCUUCAGAAACAGAAAGUCAACCACCAAAUAUACCACAAACACCACAAAAUUCCGAUGCAUCUUCAUCACCAAACUCAAAUAAUAACAAUGCAAUCCCAUGUGACAAAAACCGGAUCAGUUUUAGCAGUAAACCGCGGUUUACCGGCGAAAACCGCCGGUUAACCGCGGGUCACCAUUAA
This is a messenger RNA of Rotaria sp. Silwood2, 246 nucleotides long. The record is from the annotation of a GenBank genome assembly. NCBI's taxonomy places the organism in Eukaryota, Metazoa, Rotifera, Eurotatoria, Philodinida, Philodinidae.